UUGCACUAUAUACUGAUUAUAACGUGCUGUUUCUCCUAACUAGCUUUGUUAAGCAGCGCGGGUGGCACGGUAACUCUCUUUUAUCUUGAAAGGCUUUACGAGAUCAAAAUUCAAUCCCAUCGAAAAAAAAGUGGAAUGACGUUAUUUGAAAAUGUGCCCAAAAUUCCUAAUGAGUAACUUAGCGAGAGGAGAAGGCAGAGACUGCAACAGCUGUUUCCUGUUGAAAAUAUCUGUAAUAUAGAUAAAUGUGAAGGAUUUUCUCUCUAAAUCCGUCUCCUGUUCGCUAAAUCUCACUUCACCAAAACGAGCCUGCGCAAUGGAACAUUGUCGAAACACUGAGAUGUGACAUUGCCUACAUCCAUCCCAUCGUCUUUCUCGCUGGAUUUUUUAAUGACUUCAAACAAAUUCAUUUUUGCUGGUCUUUGCCGCGUGGAGACCUUGGGUAUGAUCGCCGGUCACUUCUUUCAGUGGCAGUUGUGUGAUGUCUUCAAGAGUAAGAUGUGCUGUAUCUCCUGUACCCAUACCCUGUCCCUGGUGCUGUGCGUUCUGGCGCUGACGCCAGCUGCGACGGCGGGUCCCGAGACGCUGUGCGGAGCGGAGCUGGUGGACACGCUGCAGUUCGUGUGCGGAGAGAGAGGCUUUUAUUUCAGUAAACCCGGGGGCUACGGGCCGAGCUCGCGGCGAUCGCAGAACCGAGGCAUCGUGGACGAAUGCUGCUUCCAGAGCUGUGAGCUCCGCCGGCUGGAGAUGUACUGUGCGCCGGUCAAGUCCGGGAAGGCGGCGCGCUCUGUGCGAGCGCAGCGCCACACGGACACGCCGAAAGCACAGAAGGAGGUGCAUCACAAGAAUUCCAGCCGAGGAAAUACAGGUGGCAGGAAUUACCGGAUGUAGAGGAGGAGGCCCAGGAGGGCAGCCAGAGGGACCCGCAGGGGUGAUAGAGGGACGUAUCGACUGACGGAAGGAUGGAGAAGGGUGUGGGCCCCCAACCUUGUCCCAACAUGUAAUGGUUCACUGUAGAAACAACGAAGAUAAUACAAAACAAAUAAGCAAAACAAAACAGGAUAUUGAUUAAAUAUGCUCAAUAAGUACCAAAUAGCAAGAAGGGAGAGAGUUCUGUCCAUAAUGUACACUGUUAUUUGUAAGAAAGUAAUGUGUGUGUGUGUGGGGGGGGGAGAUCACUAUCCACCUAAAAGAUAUAUGUUAAACUGAAAGGAGAAAUUUGCUGCUUGACUCCAUUGCGAGAGCUGUAGCACCUCCUGGCUGUGGGAGGACCUUCCUGCACACCCAGGUCGUGCGCAUCAUCUGAGCAUCCGUCCUCUCUGAAGACCCAUCCUGCCUGGGAAUGAAACCCCACCCCCCACCCCCGGUCUGCCUCCUGCCACUGAACUGCAGUAGAGAGGGUUAAAAACAGGCUUGAGGUCAUCAGAUGGAGCAGCCCAAAAAUGGGAGGGGGGGGUGUCCACUUCACAGUAAGAGAGGACCAAUGUUUUAAUCCAUACACAAGCUGGGUGCUUUGCUAGAAAAAGAGAGUGUGAUUUUUAAUCUUGGGUCGAAUUUUAUCACGUUGCCUUCGGCCUGCAGACAUCAUGGUUGUCUCACGUGAUUUUAUCCAGUGUAUUAACCAUUCUUCUGUCUGCACUGACUGUGCAAAAAAAAAAGCAAAAAAUCCCUCUUUCCCUAGGUCAAAAUGACACAACCAUGCAUGCCACUGGAAUGCAUUCUGGGAAAGACGAAAAAAACAGAUUAAAAGAGUUUUACCAACUGAAACCAACAGUCUCCCAUUGUCAUUGGGGCUUUCUAAGAACAUCUGUGAACGUGUGGAAAAAGAUGUCACCGUGGUUUGCGUUCGCUGGAACGGGAUGUUCAGCCCGUGACGUUUUUUUGGAAGGGUGAUUUUGUGUGUCCUGGAGCCAGAUAUGUUCUUAACUGCGAGCCUGUUUGGUGGGGGAGGGGGGGCAUUAGCGUAUUAGUGUUGCCAUGCAGAGACAGGAGAUUAACGAUUGAUUCCACUUGUCCUGUGUUUUUCUCCUUUGGUAGAUUAGCGAAGGAUCCUUUGCUUUUGUAAUACCUUGGACCGCAUGCUUUUUCAUUUGGGAAAAACAAAAAAAAACGAGAGAAAAAAGACAACUAAUAUGCACCGGCAACCAAACCGAAUUACUCAGACACACGAUACUGCUACCCAGAAUGCUCACGCACACACACACCUGCACACACACACGCACACACACACACACCUGCACACACACACACACGCACACAAACUGGCUCCCUGUUCAUAAGAAUUACCACCAUCUCCUCAGUCCGUGAUCUCCGAAUGUUGUGGCUUCCAGACUGAGACAAGCCAGUCCCUCUGAGAUAUACGCACCAUAGUGGUGACCCGAUGACACGGAACAUCACAAACACACUGUCUUCUUCUGUACCUGCGUAUAAUCAAACAGUAUUCCCAUUUAUUUUAGUUUAUGCAUCGUCCUACUAUCAUUGUACAUAAUGGUAUCAUAUAGCAAAACCGUAUUAAGGAAUCUUAUCCACUGUAUAAUGGUGCUAUUUUGUAGUUUGUUACUUGCAAGGGUUGGCUGGAAACAGGAAGAGAAACUGAGAGCGAAGCUGAUUGGUUGGACGUCUUCCCUUUUGCACAGCCUUGUGGCCAUCGUUUUAUAUGAUAUAUUUUUUAUUUGUAAGCUAUUUCAAUCAGUUAGUGGUGUAAGCGAGCAAACGUAUUUGUGGAAAGCCUGUGAAUGCAUAAAAAAAACAUCUUGAUGUGAUCCCAAAAGGCUAAUUGCUAUUUUUUCUACUGUUUUUAAAUUAUUAUUAUUAUUCAAUAUUGAUCCCUAUGCCAAAUGACUUGACAAAGAGUACUGUGAACUAUUAUCUUCCAUUAUUAUCAAGGUGUUUAAAGUCAUAGUGUACUUUUGUCUGUCCUAAAAUAUAUGUAAUGUAUUAAUGGAA
Molecule: messenger RNA, 2946 nt
Organism: Paramormyrops kingsleyae
Lineage: Eukaryota; Metazoa; Chordata; Actinopteri; Osteoglossiformes; Mormyridae
Gene: igf1
Product: insulin-like growth factor 1
Biological process (GO): regulation of protein phosphorylation; positive regulation of phosphatidylinositol 3-kinase/protein kinase B signal transduction; positive regulation of cell population proliferation
Cellular component (GO): extracellular region
Molecular function (GO): insulin-like growth factor receptor binding; growth factor activity; hormone activity
Source: RefSeq, a predicted model, not a curated record